This is a messenger RNA of Varroa destructor (honeybee mite), 3681 nucleotides long. Its product is annotated as UPAR/Ly6 domain-containing protein crok. Gene Ontology annotation, biological process: regulation of synaptic transmission, cholinergic; sleep; positive regulation of voltage-gated potassium channel activity. The record is from RefSeq and is a predicted model, not a curated record. NCBI's taxonomy places the organism in Eukaryota, Metazoa, Arthropoda, Arachnida, Mesostigmata, Varroidae.
CAGCGUCAAGAGCUGUUCCUAGCAGCCCGACGCUUUUUCGGUCAGUAAGAUAGAACGUCCGUGUGUUCAAGCGACGUUUGGGUAGCUGGGCGAUGAUGUCCGCUGUCUUUGUCGCCCUCGCCGAUCUGGUCGCCCCUAGCAACGCUGAGUGUCACAAGCCAGUAGUGCGUCUCUGGGAACAACAUCACAGCGAUAGUGUAUAAUCACAGAACAGAACAAGUGAGAGCGCCUCAGAUAAAUCGGCCCCGAUGCAGCCGCACUGAAACAGCGAGUAUUAGGAACGUUCUAUAAGAAAUUCUCCUAUUCCAGACAGCGAGUGACUGACAGACGUCCAACAGACGAUGACGUAGUCGGACUGAUCUUCAUUGACUUUCAGUGUAUCGAGAAGAUUUACAUCGGUGAUACCCUGUGUUCUGCAAACGCAUAAAACAAAAAUAACAUCGUGGAAUAAUGCAGUAUUAUGCUCCAACCGCCCCCCUGUUAGUCGUAUCGUUGCUACCAAUUGCUUCGGCGAUCAAAUGCUACCAGUGUUCAACAAGCGAGGAUCCCAAGGGUAAAGAUCUUUGCGGAGCUUACCGGUAUUUCGAUACGUCAAAGAACACACCUGUUGACUGUCUUGGAGAGCAAGCCGUUGCACUUGGCACGUUCUGUUAUAAACGACUACAGCAAAGUCCUCGUGGAUUUAUUUGGGACGGUCGAUGGAGAAGCGUAGAACGACGCUGCGCACAAGUUUCUGAGCGCGGCAUCAACUGGGGCUGCGAUUGGGGUUACGAUCUCCAAGGAGUUUAUUGGGAGGAGUGUUACUGUGCUGAAGAUGGAUGCAAUGGAUCUCCUACACUCAUGAGCACCGCUCGAAUACUAUUUUCCUUAUGUCUACUACCGCUGCUGUGGUUGGCGAUUCAGCCGAUGUAGAUAGCAUGUUAGCUCCCAUAGAUAGCUAGCUAUAAUACUGUGCAUGGAGCAUAUGUAUAACCAAUACUUAGGAUUGUGUAAUACUGUGCUAUAUAUAUACAUACAUAUGCGUAGGCCGCUAUUGUGGUGAAGAUCUUUAAGUGAUUUGACAAUGCAGCUCCACGAACCAAGAGUUGCCGUUAGAAAGGUUUGAGGUUGUCAGUAAACUAAACAUUAACCAACAAAUAAGAAUAUUUAGGAUGCCAAUAUUAUGCAUUCUGCUAUGCAAUUCAGACUGUCAAAAUUUCGGAAAUCAAACCCAACUUUCGUGAGCACAUGAACAGGGAACGUCUUAUUUCAUGAAUAUCUGUGUUUUUAUUUGAGAAAGUUUAUUUAUUUAUUUAUUUAUUUAUUGUACAUAUAGAAAAUUAAAUUGAUUCAAUUUGAUGUGAGUUGUAACGCAUACUAACCGCUAGUCGUAUAUCUGGGAUGCUAAUGAUGGGAUUCUCUCAACAUACGAUGAAAUGGCACCUUUCGAAGGUUUGCUUCGCGGCUGGACUAACGGGACAACGUGUUCGCGGGACAUGGCCUAAGAUUAAGCAUGAGUGCCAGUACAACGUGGUCAUACUUCUCCUGAGAUCAGAAUGCUAUUGAAAUUCUGUCUGUCAUCCGUAUCUGUGAAAAGAUCAGCCUGAGAUAGUGGAUUCUUAGGGUCCGUCUGACAAGCGCAUUGCCACACCACUGAUACAAGCUGACCGAAUUUGAUCGAGCCCUAUUCUGAGCAACUUAAGCAGAUAAGCACUCGGUCGGAUCGGAACUAUGGCUUGCAUACGCCAGCUUGUCGUAAGCCAACACGCUAAAUUGGAACGAACAGCUCUUUCAGUAUCGCUUUUUAGUCGCAAAAAGUUGUUCGGAUGACCUUUAAUAACUUAUUCGUAAAGUUUGCACACUUUUUUGAGGGAAAGAACUUGACUCCAACCUAGUGAGAUCUGGAACUCGCCGUGAGCGUACGUUUACUUGAGGAUAUAAUCAUCAUCUAGAUUGCUAUAACAAUUUUGUUGUUACAUUACAUAACGUUACAUCAUGCAUAACAGUACAUACUUUUCAAGUCGUAUCGACAUAUAAUAAGUUAUUUUUAUAUGUAUUUUUUAUUGUUUGAAAAGUAAAGUUUCAUGAUCCACACUUCUACUCAAACUAAAGUGUUAUAUGUGCUGCACGUAUAUGUCAGUGCUAAGCUUUCCUUAUUUCCACCUAAUGAAUCUUUUUAGUUAAACAAAGUUACGAAAUUUGUUUAAUCUGAGAAAUCGAUUAUUUGAAGAAGAACGCGACCAUUUGCGUUCGUUACCAUAACUUCAGUUGAAUUACACCUAUCGAAAAAUCAUUAACACGAUAGGAAACUAUGAUUCUAAAAUCAACGAUUUUUUUUUAUAGAAUGCUCCGGAAGUGUGCCGAUGACAUGGCCUCUGUAACAACCGUGUCCGAACGUAUAGAUGUCCAUACACAUCCAAUCCCCGCAUGUCUACCCAACCAGCAGAUAUAAAUUUCAGCAUCAGGAUUAAGCGAGUUUUUCGAUCUAUUUCUUACGUCCGGCCGAACAGUUUAAGUAUACGUGAAAUUCUCGUUGCAAAAUAUGCUUUAAAUCGGUAGUUUUCACAUUGCCCAAGUCAUGAGCGACCGUGAGCGCCGCAUCAGUAUUUGUCCCAGACUUUUCACGCUACUCUGCUGCAACAAUCGGUUCAACAAAAUCCUAGUGAUAUGUCUUCAGAAUCAGAAUUCAAGCACACUGAUGUCCUGAGAUUUCGUUGAAAAUCCUCGGUGUGACCACUAUCACAGUUAGUCUUCCCAACUGAGCCACAGAGUUCCUAUCUAUCAUAGUUUUUAUGAAAAGACACUUAUACGGUCCUUGCUACGAUUACGUCAUACGUUGCUGGCAUAAUGUAGUUGGAGGUAUAGAGAUCAAUUCGUUAUACAGCAUAGAAGAGCUAGAAAAAGUACCGAUUAAACUGAUUUUGCUCGUUUGAGGUGCUUGAUAGCGUUGCGAUCAUAUCGAAUGUUUCCGUUUAGUUCCUAAACGGAAAACGCCUAUUAUUAAAAUAUUAGCACUGUUAGUUUCUUGACAAUGAUAAUAACAAUAACUGAGCAGAUCGAUCAGAGCGACCUAGACCCAGACAGAGUGACCCAUAGAACUGCUGGGACAGAUUAUUGUUGUACAAUUACAAAACAUACAUAUAGACAAGUUAAGCGACCCUGAUUUUAUAUAUAUAUAUAUAUACAUCGAGUUUAUAAAAUCUCAAAAGAGGACCAAGUUAAGGCAAUGUUUUUUAAAUGGCGUAAUACAUUUUUAUAAGUAUAGUAUAGAGUACAUCAUAAAUAAGAUGAGUAACGUGUGGUAACAAGGAGAAAUAUUCGCUCUCGUAGUACAGGCUCUUAUGUCGAGGUAUCGUUAUCUCAUACGUGGCUCACGUAUUUCACACUGUAAAAAUUUGUAAUUUUAAAUGUCCGUUGUCCAAAAUUUUCCAAAAAUGUUCGACAAAAGAAUAAAUUUUGUUGUUUAUAAAAGUUCUCGCUUUUCCGCAGCCGAAGAAUGUGGCUAUACUAGUAAUGUAAAUAAACCCUCUUUUUCAUAGGCGUUCAGAAGCACGAGUUAUACUCGAAGCGUCAUCGUGAUUGAGUCUAUACUAAAAAUACGAGAUAUGUUAGAUACGGCAACGCUCGACUCGUGCACUCACAAUCAGAGACGUCAUUUAGAGCCUUCGGUACUGUAAUUUAAAGAAAAAAACACAAUAUGUA